AGGAAAAUUUUUUGCCGGCAAUGGCGACGAGCAGCAGAGAAGCUAGGAGGCGUAAGAUCAUCGAACGAGGAUCCGAUCGUUUGGCCUUUAUCACUGGUCAGAUCCAUAGCAUCCCCGAUCCACCUCCUUCAGAUUCUCCCCCCCUUUCCGAAUCUCAGCUCCGAACAGACGAAUCCCUCUUGAAUCCAAUUCCGCUUCCCGACCAGAUUCUCUCCGAUGAAAUCUCCAGUCAGCAGGAGAACAUCUCUGAUGGAAUGCUCGAUAACAAUGAAAGCUAUCGUGCAGAUCAUAACGUCUAUCAGAGCAAAGCUAGACUCCCUCAGCCUCAGAUGAGCAUCGAAACAUCGGCAAAUGUCCCUGCCUCAGAACCUCGAGACACGAUACAGCCAUCUCCAACCACAUCGACAACUCAAACUACAUCCGCAAGAGACUUGAGUGCCCAUCAAUCCUUGCUCCCUCUGGGUCAUGUUACAAAGGUUAUCACACCGAAACAUGUUGGUGCCGCCAUCGAUGCUUCAGAAUACACGCGGGUUUUUUCCUCCUUGGCGAUCGCGCUUCUCGUAAUAUUAUCUUGCUUCGGGUUCUCUUCCCUCAACGUCAUAAUCAGCUUCAGGCCUGUUUUCUUGCUUCUCCUGACCGACGCAACAAUUGUGCUUGGCCGGGUUCUCCUGAAUCAUCGUGAAGAUCCUUCAACAGCAUCGAGACGAGAAAACACAGUUACAACGAGCGAUCAAGGCAUAGCCGAGCAAGUUGGUAAUGCAGUGGAGAUGGCUCUAAUGAUCAAGAAGAUAAUGAAUGCAGUGUUGAUGGAUUUUAGCGUAUACGCAGUGAUUCUCAUAUGUGGCCUCCUUUUCUCACAGGACAACUUGGCUUAGCAGCAUCUUCUCUCUCUCUCUCUCUCUCUCUCUCUCUCUCUCUCUCUCACUCUAGUUUUGUAUCCUGACGAUUAGAUGAUUUUAUCUCGCUUUUGAACUUAUGUUUGAAGAUUAUAUAUCAAAUUUCGACUUCAGUUA
This is a messenger RNA of Tarenaya hassleriana, 1013 nucleotides long. RefSeq lists its product as uncharacterized. The record is from RefSeq and is a predicted model, not a curated record. Bases 21 to 875 code for a protein of 284 amino acids. The transcript has 2 exons. NCBI's taxonomy places the organism in Eukaryota, Viridiplantae, Streptophyta, Magnoliopsida, Brassicales, Cleomaceae.